Molecule: messenger RNA, 5186 nt
Organism: Nasonia vitripennis (jewel wasp)
Lineage: Eukaryota; Metazoa; Arthropoda; Insecta; Hymenoptera; Pteromalidae
Product: myosin heavy chain, non-muscle
Exons: 8
Coding region: 1949-4840 (963 amino acids)
Source: RefSeq, a predicted model, not a curated record
UCGCUCAUGUCGAUCAUCACCAUUAUAUAUCACGCGCUUUGAGAAAGCCGUUAGCCGCGCUCUGUUGUCGACAGGUUAAGCGCUAACCAGUGCCUAUAUACUGUCCAGUCCGCGUGUCACAAGCACAAGCACUGCAGAGAAGAGCGCCGAGAUGACACAUGCACGAAUUCGCAAGCUGCGCGGCGAGCUUGUGCGACGCAGUGUUCCGACUGAAAUCGUCUGGCGAGUCGUGCAGCAAGACCCGCGGAAUAUAGGUUUCUCCCUCCUCUCCUUAUUUUUCCACUCUUCUCCCGCUUCCUUUUGAUUCUUUGCUCUGCUCUCUGCUCUCUGCUCUCUGCUCUCAGCUGCAGAGCACCGACGGACUGUAUUGUAAGGAGCGAGCGAUACACCACACUGCCUCUCGCUCCAACUGUGCAGUCUCUGUGUGUUUAUGUGUAUAUUCGCGAUACUCGCGUAUUAUCCUCUAGAAGCGCGAACAGGCAAUGGCGAAUACAAACUCGACUCGACGCAAGAGAGCUGGGAAAAGAAACUAGGGAGGAGGGAGCUUGCAGUGCGCGUGCUUGCGGCGGUCGCUGAGCUUUGACGCAGUCGCGUUCGCCUCUCUCCGGAGAACUUCGCCUGUGUGUCGGUGUGUCGGUGUGUGCGCGCGCUACUUGUGAAUGCCCGAGGCUUUAUCUAUAGACAUACACGCGAGAAAGAGUGUAGCCACCGUGUUUGUCCCCCCGUAUAAGCUUGGCACCUUAAAUUAAUCAUUUUUAUCUCCGGAGCUUGCGCGAUCUCGUGCGUCAAACCCUUGUCUAAAGCCGCCUCGUAUACGUCUUUCUACAUCCAUCUAUCUCUCUCUCCCUCUCUCCCCUACUGCGCGGCUGAUUUAUUUACUGCUGGGCUUGAUGUUCAUGCCUCAUUAGCGCAACUUUGCAUCAUUAUGUAACCGAUAUGCUACUACUGUGCACAUCAUCGCAUAUUCCUGGAAACGAGAUUUUAAUAAUAACCGCAGGCGCGCGAGGAAAUGACUUCGCGAGCGAGCGCGUAGGGGCACUUUUCUGGAUCGGAAAUCUCGUUCAAGGUCGGCUACUGCGCUUUACAUUUUGCCGGUGAUUUAUUUCCGUGACUCAAGGUGUAUUUGCCGCUGUGAUCAACAACGCAGCAGUCGUCGUCGUCGUCGACGACGCGCGAGGUGGAUCAACUUUCGAUCGGAUUCGCAUCAACGUCAUAACUCUCUGGCAUGUGUGUGUUUGUGCGCUUGUUGUUAUUGUUGCUGUAUUUUUACAGGCGAGACAGAGAGAGAGAGAGAGAGAGACAGUCGAUAUUUACUUUAUCGUGUGCGGCGGUUUUAUUGCAAUGCCGCGAUGAAGUACAGCGGUGAUUCUAGGCCAUCAGGCAUUUUCACUCUUUCUAGGCCAAGUUCGUUGUAUACGCGCGUUUCGUAAAAUAAUACAUUUUUACUUUAAUAUUUUAUCAACGAUUCAUGGUGCAAUCGGGCCGAACGAAGUAUCAAGUCAAGAGUUUCGUCUUGGAUUUAGCUGCAUUUUUUUCAGAAUUGUGGGGCCCCUGCCUACCUCGGGGCCUCGGGCCAGGGCCCUGCGGGCCCUGCCUUAAAGACGGCACUGGCUAAAUCGGUGUCGGUCACGUGCGGCUGCAGCAGACAAAGCGAAUUCAACGGAGCUGGCAGAGAGAGAGAGAGAGCGACGCGCGCGAGCGAAAUUCGGUGCUGCCGCGGCGACGGUCUGCUGGCUAGCGCGAGGGACGUCGCUGCAGUACGUCGUCGAACGGCGUGGCGCUCUCACGUGCCUCCGAGAAAAAGCUCGUCGUUUUUCUAUACCGAAGAGUGAAUAGUAUAGACCCUUGGAGGGUAUACUAAGUGCGCGCGCGGGCUCAAGUGCGACAUGCGAUAUUAUCGGCCGUUAUCAUCACGACGAGCGCAACGUUAACGAGAAAUAGACACGAGAUGAUGAGCUUGGAGCUUUCGAGGACCGUCGCACAUCUGGCGGCCGCGAACGAGCAGCUUGCCGCGGCGCACAACAUCAGCCUCGGCCAGCUCAACCGACUGCUGCUCUCCGCUCCUGACCCGGCUGCCGCUUGCACCAAGUGCAAGGCGCGCGGCACGGUAGCGGCGAACAAGCAGGCGAGGAGGUGGCGAAAGCCAAUAACGACGAAAAAGACGAGCAAAAUCGAGAUGGGCCUGAGGCGAGAGAUCCAAGGCUUGACGACUCGCAUGGACGAGUCUCGAGCGACAAACGAAAGACUGGCGAACGACUUGGAGGAGCAAAGACUGCUGACCGAGCGGCUGACCCGCGACAUCGGGGAGAUGUCGACGAGGGCCGAGCGCAGCCGAGAGCCAAUUAGUGGCAGUAGCAGCGAGAGCGUCGAGGAGCUGAGGAGUCAACUGGUGUUGAAGCGCGAGGCUCGCCAGCGGGCCAUCGCCAACAUCUCCUCGGAGAUGGACCGGCUGAGGCGCGAACUCGAGUCCGAGAAGUCGGCCCACGAGCAAACGAGGAAGACGCUGGAGGAGCUCCAGCAGGCCAAGAGCACCGAGCGGCUCGCCGACGACAACUGCGGGUGCAGUGCCUCCGAACGGCUGGAAGCCUCCAGGCUCGCGGACCUGCUAAAGACGUCGGAGCAAGCGAUGAGCGAGCUCUGGCUGCAGGUGGAGCGAACGGACGACCUGCGCUUCCAGCUGGAGAGCGGCCCGGACACGGAGGAGCGCCUGGCCCGCAGCGUCGGCUCGCUGAAGCGGCUCUCGGAGGAGACGCGCGCGAGCCUCGAGUUGCGUAAGCAGCAGGUGAACCUGCUGAAAGACCGACUGGCCCAGCUGGUGGUGAGACUCGCCGAACCCUGCGACGAGCCCUGGGGAGAGCUCAAAGAGGAGCUCGACCGCCAGGGCGCCGACGUCGCCCGAUCCCGGCAGCUGUCGGACGAGCGCGCGCGCAUCCUGGCCGAGCUGAGGGAGCACUCGUUCCGCCAACUGCACGAGCUGAAACUGAAGCUGGAGAACUGCCGCAAGGAGAACCAGAGCCUCGACGAGGAGCUGAGCCGCAACCAGGACAAGAUGGACGGACAGGCCGCGGACAUCCUGAACCUCGAGUCCCAGCUGGGCCUGGCCAAGGCCGACUGCCGUGACCUGCAGAACCAGAUGUCUCUGAUCAACGGCCUCUUCAGCCAGAUGCUGCUCGGCGCCUCGUCCGCCCAGAUGGACCUGGACCGACUGACUCGACUGCUCCAGGAGAACCACGACCUCAUCAGCGGCAUCGCCAAGGAGAACGGCGCCGAAGCCGCGGCUCUGCCCAAGCUACUGCUCGACAUCAUCGAGCAGGUCGACGCCGUGGGCGAGGAGUCCGCGGACGACGAGAGGGUGCAGGAACUCGAGCAGCAGGGUCAGAGCAUCGCCGACAACCUGCCGAAAGUCUGGCGAGUCCUGCUCGAGCUGCUCAGCUGUCACGCUGGGGGGGAACAGGCGAUCGAGGAACCGACGCCGGAUAGCUGCUACAAGUCCGUCGACACGCCCAAGGGUCCGAGGCUCGUCAUAUCCGUCAGCAAGACGUACAUUCGACUGAAAGAGCUCAUUCUCGAGAAGAAGCACCUCGAGAAGGAGAUGAACCGAAUGAAGCAACUCAACACCCACCUCGAGGGCAAGCUGUCCCAACAGGAGAAGAGACUGUCCACCGUCUCGGACGAGCUCAGCGAGACGUGGAACGUGGUCAGCCGCAUGCAAGCCCAGCACCAGCAGCUGCACACGCACGAGAAGAUUCUGAGAUACGAGCUCCAGCAAAAAAGGAAAAUGCUGCAGGAGCUGAAGCAGGAACUCGAGUACUGCCGAGAGAAGUGGGAGUCGGCGAGGCAGAAAAACACAAACACGGAAAUCGAGUGGAGGAGUCUGAGGAGAGAAUUCGCCGCGCGCAAAGCCGCCGCUACUCACAGUGACUCCUUUAAUAAUAGCGCUGAAAGUGGAUUCAGCGACGAGAGGGAGGACGAGGAGGAGGACGACGACUCCGACGAGGAGGUCCAGUCGUCGAGAGUUCGAAUGAACCCCCGAAGGCGAACCACGAGAAAAGAUGGCUCAAGGCCAGUUACAGUACCUGACACGGAAUCCGAGCAGCCGACGGACACCGAGCUCUCCGAGCCGAAGACAGCCUCGUGUUCGACGUCCGGACAGCGAAGCCCCUCACCCGAGACCGAGCCCGAACUGGAAAACUGCGAGGUGACCGAGGUGACCGAAGCGACCGAAGCAACGACGGAAUGCUUGCAGCUCGAAAAUAACUCCGUAUCUCAGGACUCGCCGAGCACGAGCGAAACGCUCGAUCCGCUGGAUAAAGCGCUGACCAACGUCAUCCAGAAUCUCAUCUCCAGCACCGAGUCCGAGCACGCCGAUGAUUCUCCAGAUAAGCAGACGCUCGCGCCACAGCCGACUCCGAUCGUAUCGGUCUUCAGUAUCGGUCCGAUUCCCUCCGAUAAGACCAACUUGCCGGUCAAGAACGUGCAAUUCGGCAAUCCACUUGUCAUAGGUCCCUCGAACGAUUCUCCGAGCGCUGCAACAGAAGAUAAGCCAGUUAGCGACACAUCAGCCGUGGCAUCGACUAAUUCAAGCUCGUCGGAGCACGAGAGCCGUCUCGACGCUCGGGCCGAGCGGCUGCGAAACUUGGAGGCGCAAGCCGAGUGGCUGGUGAAAAAGGUCAGCGACACCAACCGACGGGGCUCCGCUUUGAACUCGAGGCUCGAGGAGCUGCACGAGACUUACGGAUCGACGCCGGCGGCUCCGCCGAUGCCGGACGUUCUGCCCGCGUUUCGACUGCGGACUCAACUCGAGGAGGACAAUGACAGUGCCGCCGCUGAGCCGGAAUAAAGACGAGCUGCUCGUCGACUACAUCUCUCCAUCUUGUUCGUUCCUGUACCAUUUCGUUAUCGACUCUUAACUUAUUGCCGUACCUUGUAAGAUGAUUUCCUGCUUGAAAUUCCACUUUCUUUUUUAUUCAUUUUUUAAUCGUCUUCCGGAUUAACUACCAUCACUUGAAUGUUGUAAUUUGGACAUUUAUAUAUGCAUCUGGUAUUUGAAAUAAUUAUUCGUGAAUUUUUUAUCUACGUGGAUAUUAUAUUGAAAUAAAUGAUGAAAUUUGAGAAAUCGAUGCGCGAGUACUACGGGUUUAUUGUUCUCUGCGUGAAAAAUAAUGGUAAGCGGGUGUUUAUUCGAA